Molecule: messenger RNA, 243 nt
Organism: Urocitellus parryii (Arctic ground squirrel)
Lineage: Eukaryota; Metazoa; Chordata; Mammalia; Rodentia; Sciuridae
Gene: Defb136
Product: defensin beta 136
Biological process (GO): antifungal innate immune response; antibacterial innate immune response
Molecular function (GO): lipopolysaccharide binding
Source: RefSeq, a predicted model, not a curated record
AUGAACCUGUAUCUUCCGACUGUCUUCUUCUUCCUGGUGAUCCCGUUUCCUUCAGGGGACUGUGCGUUUGGGAACUCUGGUGUGGAAUUUCGUUCUUGUCUUGCACUUGAAGGCAAAUGUUUCUUUGGCUGUAAAAUAGGGUGGACAUGGGUUGCAUUCUGUCACAAUAUMUUGUCUUGUUGUGUAAAAGCAAAAAAUUUUUUGCCUCCUCAAUCCAUAGACUUAAACAAAGAGGAAGAGUAA